Molecule: messenger RNA, 1215 nt
Organism: Heterobilharzia americana
Lineage: Eukaryota; Metazoa; Platyhelminthes; Trematoda; Strigeidida; Schistosomatidae
Source: the annotation of a GenBank genome assembly
AUGACCUUGAAGUGCGCACACCUCCGUAAAAAUGGGAGAAUUGACCCUAAUUUGUGUUAUGAUAAGGAGACGGGGUCUGUUAAACCUGUGAUUCUUUUCUUUAGUUGCAUUGACUGCCUUUAUUCGCUUUGUUUCAUCCCUAUGGAUAUUGGUCAUGCAGCUAGUAGAACUUUAAAUCAAAUGCCUCCUAUAACUUUGAGAAAUAAUAUCGUGGAUACUCGUGCUCACUUACUGGAUGUAUUCUUUCGACGAGUGGCUCUUGGUUAUAUUCGUGUGUUUUCUGUGACUGCUCGGCGUGUGAUUGAGUUUGGAUUUCUUUUACAGGCUGUUUUCGUUUUGUUAGUUUUCAUACAUCUGCAUGUUACAUUCGUAAAGUCGCCUGUAACCUGUUUGAAUAACUUGCGAAGUGAAUUUGAUAGCAUACAAAAAUCUUUAAAACCAUUAGUUAACACUGAGAAUACGAAUAUAAGCUACUCAUCACAAAACAAUAUAUCAAAGUCUUUCUGGUCUUUGUCUCACUAUAGUGUUUUACGUAUUGAAGUUAUUCGAUCUCCAGAUCCAUUUUAUUCUCUAGCAGACUCAUAUGCAAAGGAAUUUCAUAGCACUGAAACUGGAUAUCGUUUCGAGUUAGAAAAUGAUUAUUCUCCAGAGUCUGAUGAGUCAAAAAACCUUGAGGUUCAUGCACCAAAACGUCCACAUCAUUCCUUCACAUUUUUUGCGGGAAAUAUCAUUCCUGAAACGCAAAGUAUUUGGAAUUUUCUAUUAUCAUUUCCAUUCGUUACGUAUGGACGCAUCAAAGAUACUGUCAGCUACAUUUUUAACUCCAUGUAUCAAAGAUAUAGAAAGGAGCAAUUCACUUCUUUCGAUGAAGGUGUCAAUCACAUACCUUUGUACAACUCUAGUUUUUUAAAUCUUGGAAAAGUUUUGUCCACUUUUGCUCAUUUGGUCAUCGAGUUUCUCACCAUUGGGAUUCAAUUUCUGCGCGAUAUUUCUACUCGUAUUUUGAUAUCCUCUGAUUCAGUAACACGUACGGAUGACAGCUACAUAAUGGAAUAUGCUUUGGAGUAUGGCUUUCUUCGUCUCUCUCCACAGGCACGUAAACGGCUUAAUGUAUCUGUGAAAUUGGUUGUGCUUGAUCCAGAAACAAAUCCUUGUUUUGGCAAUAUUCUCAGUCGUUUUCUCAUGGAAGAGUUCCUGGGAUAUGACGAUAUUUGA